GUCUGUUCUCGCCCCUUGGUGGGGGGAGGGGGGGAGCCACCCUAGCGGUCCAGUUCCCAGGGGCAACCCAGGUUCAGAGCAGGGCAGCACCGUGAUUGGCCAGCUCCCACGCCAAUCGACAGGUCGGGCGGAGGAGGAGAGGGUGGAAUCUCAGCUGCCAUUGGUCCAGGAACGAGGAAGCCGGCCGCUGAUUGGUCAGGGGUUGUGAUUGGGCUGCAGGGCUGCCCAUCAGAGGUGGGAGCCGGGCUGAUUGGUCCAGCCCUGGGGAGGCUGGUGCUCCGGGGGGGCCUGUGGUCAUUUGCAUCCUUGAAGAGGAGGCGGUACGAAGGCGUCUGUGGGCCUCUCAUUGCUGGGCUUGCAAUGUGACCCCCGGCUCCUGAUCCUUUGCAAAGCUUCCCUCCGAUUGGUAGCUCGGACUCCUGGAUGAGUGCAGAGGCUCAGGCUGCAAGCAGCGUGCUCGGGAUAUAGCCACCAGCCUUGGGGAGGCCAGAGGAUCCGGCCGGGCGACACCACCCUGAAGUCCCGAGCGUUCCAGUCCCGAGCAUUCCAGUCCCCAACGUUCCAGUCCCCAGCGUUCCAGUCCCCAGCGUUCCAGUCCCCAGCGUUCCAGUCCCCAGCGUUCCAGUCCCCAGCGUUCCAGUCCCCAGCAUUCCAGUCUCCAGCGUUUCAGUCUCCAGCUUAUUUACGUCUCGAAGUUCUUCACUCGUCAGCAUGACGCGAGACGUUCGACUGGAGGACACAGUUGCGGCCAGCAGCUUCUACCAGAAGUAUGAUCCCAAGGAAGUGAUUGGGAGGGGCGUGAGCAGCGUGGUCCAGAGAUGCGUCCACAAGGCCACGGGGAUGGAAUACGCCGUGAAGAUCAUCGAGGUGACCGCCGAGGGCAUGAGCGAGGAGCAGCUGGACGAGGUCCGCAGGUCCACCCAGAAGGAGAUCGAGAUCCUGCAGCUGGUCACGGGACACCCGAGCAUCAUCACGCUCAUCGACUUCUACACCUCGGAGACUGUCACUUUCCUGGUGUUUGACCUGAUGAAGCGAGGGGAGCUGUUUGACUACCUCACUCACAAAGUCGUCCUGAGUGAGAAAGAAACCAGGAACAUGAUGAGGGAGCUCCUCGAAGCCAUUCAGUAUCUGCAUAGCCGAGACAUAAUCCACCGGGACGUGAAGACGGAGAACAUCCUGCUGGACGACCACGCUCACAUCCGACUCUCCGACUUCGGAUUCGCCUGCCGCCUGGGGAACAGCGUCAAACUCCGAGACCUCUGUGGGACCCCUGGCUACUUGGCUCCGGAGUUACUCACCUGCUCCAUGGACGAGACGCACCCAGGCUACGGCAGGGAGGUAGACAUCUGGUCCGCUGGCGUUGUCAUGUACACGCUCCUGGCUGGUUCGCCCCCAUUCUGGCACCGCAAGCAGAUGGUGAUGCUACGCAUGAUCAUGGAUGGGAACUACCAGAUGACCUCAAACGAAUGGGAGGACCGAUCAGACACAGUGAAGGACCUGAUCUCCAAGAUGCUGACUGUGGAACCCAGUAAGCGAAUCACAGCUGACGAGGCCCUCAGCCAUCCCUUCUUCCAAAGCUACAGGCCAGAAGUUCGGCAUUUCAGCCCCAUUCGAAAAUUCCGGGUCGCUGUCUGGGCGGCCCGCGUCUGUAUCCGAGUCUACGAUAACUACCGGCGGGUCAAGCUGGUCACCAGGGAGGCGCUGAUCAAAGAGCCCUACGCGGUGAAGGCCGUGCGCAGGCUGAUCGACGGCUGUGCCUUCCGUAUCUACGGGCACUGGGUGAAGAAGGGGCAGCAGCAGAACCGUGCGGCUCUCUUCGAGAACACCCCCAAGACCCUGCUGCACAUCCCUCUUUACCUCGAAGACGAAGGAGAGGACAAUGUGAACAUCUACUCGGACUGAAGGUUCUUCAUGACGAUGUGUCACAUUCCUGUACUACUCGAUGGGCCAGCACCCAGGAGUCGUGGAACAUCAUGUCUGAGUGGCCCUGCCUGGUGGGGUGUGACGUCUCUCCCUGCUCCCUUAACGCACAAGCAUAUGGUUCUGGGGUCAGCCGGAGGGGAAGACGUACCAUCCACUGCGGGGCUGGGGACCCCAACACACUCUCCCGGGGAGAGAGCCUUCGCCUAUGGGCAGAUUUUAGCUGCUGCCUUUUGCUCUCUCGCUGAACACAGCCACUGCCUGGUGACCCUGGAGAGUUCCCUUCACUUGACUUCCCAUCCCUAUCUUUAGGAGUGACCAUGGCACCCACCCAGCCCUGCAGAGGAGGAGAGUCUCCCAACCCCACCCACCCCCACUGUGAACAUGGAACUCCACUCUCUGCCUGUCUCUCUCUUUC
Molecule: messenger RNA, 2338 nt
Organism: Carcharodon carcharias (great white shark)
Lineage: Eukaryota; Metazoa; Chordata; Chondrichthyes; Lamniformes; Lamnidae
Product: phosphorylase b kinase gamma catalytic chain, skeletal muscle/heart isoform-like
Exons: 11
Coding region: 712-1902 (396 amino acids)
Biological process (GO): glycogen biosynthetic process; protein phosphorylation
Cellular component (GO): phosphorylase kinase complex
Molecular function (GO): phosphorylase kinase activity; calmodulin binding; ATP binding
Source: RefSeq, a predicted model, not a curated record